CAGAGGCGCGGUUGGCGGCCGGGUGGAGGGGGCGCGUACUCCGGGCGCGCAGUCGUCGUUGGGGCGAGGCGCCGGAGGCUAUACGUGGAGGACGCUCCCGACCGUGUGCGAGGCCGGCUGCUGUAGCCAUACCCCGGCAUAAGCCAAGAUGGCGUCACUCAGAUCGGUACUGGCGGCGGCCAUAUCCCGUGGUUGUCGUCUCGCGGUUACGACCCAGAGCGGGUCGCUAAGCAACAGUUCUAAAUCUCUACUAGUCCAGCAAGUCAGACCCAAGAGUUCGCUGGCCGGGAGAGAGUAUCUGCAGCAGAUUCCCCGGAUAGUAUCUGCCGUCCCUGCCUGCCAUCAGACCGCGAAAGUCAUAUUCGACGACAACAAGACCGCAGAGUUCAAAUAUAUCUGGCUGCGGGACAACUGCAAGUGUCCGUUGUGUGUGGACGUCGACACGCGUCAGAAGCUGCUCGACACGCCUGCACUCGACCCCAAGAUCAAACCGAAGGCUCUGCAGAUCAACGAUCGUGGCGACCUGGUCAUCACAUGGCAGUCCCACGGUGGCGAGGAGCACGUGUCCACAUUCACCAACGACUGGCUGUACCGGUACGGCCAGUGCUUCAUGCACGACACGUUCACGGCGCCCGCCACCCUGGAGGAGGAUGGUGCCUGGCCGCGGCCGCCGCUCACCCUCUGGAACCGCUACAUCAUCCAGAAGCGACUGCCAGAGGUCGACUAUCAGGAGUUCAUCGAGUCGGACGACGCGCUGUUCGAGUGGCUCGACAUGUUCUACAAGUUCGGCUUCGCCAUGCUGAGGAACGUGCCGACAGACCCGGAUCAACUAAAGGAAGUGGUCGGACGUUUCGCCUACAUCAAAGAGACGCAGUACGGCGUGACCUGGAGCGUGCGGAUCGACCCGACUCCCGGGGUGCACCUGUUCCAGACGGGGCUGCGCCUGCAGCUGCACACAGACAUGAACUACCGAGAGAACUCGCCUGGCAUGCAGCUGCUGCACUGCCUCAAGGCGGAGCACCCGGACAAGCUGGGACGCGACCCGGGCGGCCAGUCGUUCUUCGUCGACGGCUUCCGGGUGGCCAAGUGGAUGGAGGACAACGAGCCCUCGGCCUACCACAUCCUCACCUCGACGCCGAUCCUCUUCAGCAUCAAGAACAAGGGCCAGCGGUACGGCAACAUGGUGCCCAUCAUCGUCACCGACUCCGAGGGAGACGUCACCGAGAUUCACUACAACAACCGCACCAUGGGACCGCUUCAGGCUCCUGACCACGUCGUGGUGCCGUUCUACCACGCCUACAAGCUGUUCUCGGAGCGGAUGCGCCAGGAGUCACAGCAGCUGACGUUCCAUCUCCAGCCGGGAGACGUGGUGGCCUUCAACAACCGGCGCGUGAUGCACGGCCGGGGCAGCUACGAUCCCAACAAGGUGGAGAGACACCUGCGCGGCUGCUACGUGGACAUUGACGAGGCGUUUUCCAAGUACGACCAGAUGCUCUCGCAGCGGCCUCCGCUGCUGUAGGGCGCUCAAACGCCGGGCUGUGUCGACCGAAGGAGGAGAAGAAAGGCUGAAGAAGAAGUAGAGCUAGCUGCGGGGAAAGAAGAAGAAGCUAGCUAAGGGAACAGCUGGCUGAAGAAGGAGCUGACUAGGGCGGGGGGGGGGGGCAGGGCAGUGCUAGCGGAGGACAGAAAGGGCGUCGUGCAAGAUCGCUGGACACCAAGACUCCACAGCGUCCAUUGCACGCUAACCGCAUUGUAUUUCUGAAAGGGGCUGUCUUGAAGAAGCUUCUGUUUAUUGCGCUGUAGCGAGUUGGCGACUUGCUGAAUGUGGUUGGUAGAUUGAGUGGCAGGACUGUGACUGGGUUAGAGGGAUUCUACCCCGGUCAAGAUUUAGGGAUGGUGUGGUAUGCAAAGCAGAUAGCGUUCUUCCGGUGGUCCUCUUAACCAACUUUCGCGGUCUGCAUCUGUAUCUUGCAUUCGACACUUCGCUUUGCCGUCGUCUAUUGAUCGUACAGAAAUGCCUGCUUCCCCGCCCUUCUUUCACUUUGCCGUGGCAGGCAGAGAGAGAAGGCUGCGUCGUCUCCGUGAGACGUGAACAUAAAUAUGAGGUACAUAAUCUCACGGGGCAGAUGGUACCUAUUCUUUCUCUGGAUAAGAGUCUCUAGUUAAAUAGGAAUGAAAGAGAAAGAUGCUACACUCGAAGAUAUACCCAAGGAAGUCGGUGACUGUUAGAAUUAUGAUUUCAAUAAGUCAAGAGACGCAAAUGGUGCGCGAUAUGAUGCACAUUGCCUUUACUCUUUAGGUAUAGUUCAGUCCUAAUGUGGGGUGUUUUAUACGAAGCGCAUCCCAGCAAUAUAAAUUGAAGUUCAGCUACACGAUCGAGUAGCACCACAAACCUGCAUGAUCUUUACGAAACAGUUAUCCACUCAGGAACUGAUACUACUUACAGCAAACCCGUAAAUAAAACGAUAAACAUUGAACAUCGGACCAAACAUGAGUGCCUGGAUAUCAUGCUGCAAAUCCCAUAAAUAAUGCUAGUUCAAACGCCUAGAACUCGCAAGUGGUCAGAAUACGUGACAUAGAACAUCCCAAGCAAGCUCAGUUUCGGCAGUGUUUAUGGUCGCAACUUAAGGAUUUCAUCAGUCUUUUGAAUUGCAUUCCAAAUGUGAAUGAUAAAUAAAUGCGUGGUAGUGGCAAUAUUAGCAGAGCUAAAGAAAUUGAAGCAUGCGUCAUAAACGUUUUUCCACAAUAUUUUGCAACCCGGAAAACACAGGUGCGGUGAUGGAAGCAGUCGGACAUGAGGAUAAGUAGACACAGCCAUCCGGAUUCGAUCAUCGCUCAGCCGGCUGCUUUACACUCUCCGGCCGCUAAGAACAGCGUGAGAGGUCUGAUUUGAUCCUCUGGAUAUGGUGAUUAAUCAAAGUUGAAAAUUUGCCAACACUAAUACAAAGAUCAACUUCACUUUUGUAAAGAAAAGUUAU
This is a messenger RNA of Amphibalanus amphitrite, 2978 nucleotides long. Its product is annotated as gamma-butyrobetaine dioxygenase-like. The record is from RefSeq and is a predicted model, not a curated record. Gene Ontology annotation, biological process: carnitine biosynthetic process. Gene Ontology annotation, molecular function: oxidoreductase activity. The transcript is spliced from 9 exons. Gene Ontology annotation, cellular component: mitochondrion. NCBI's taxonomy places the organism in Eukaryota, Metazoa, Arthropoda, Thecostraca, Balanomorpha, Balanidae. Bases 149 to 1519 code for a protein of 456 amino acids.